[Candida] anglica is the source of this 5385-nucleotide messenger RNA. NCBI's taxonomy places the organism in Eukaryota, Fungi, Ascomycota, Pichiomycetes, Serinales, Debaryomycetaceae. The record is from the annotation of a GenBank genome assembly.
AUGAAUCCUAAAGAUCUUGAGAAUUUCUUGAGAAAAUUCCCAAGCACAAAGAAAUCAUGGAUUGAACGCGAGAAUGACAGUGAUGAUGACGAUGACUUUGAUGAGUUUAGACGAGUAAUUUUGAUCUUAUUCUAUGCUGCCACUAAUGAAGGAGCUCAUAUCAAGGAGAUCUUCCCAAUGAUUACAAAUUCUGAAAUUGAUGAUUUAAAGGGAUACAACCUAUACUGUAGUCAUUCCAAAACGUCAUUUUAUUUGAGAGCCAAAAACGAGAAAUAUACUCACCCAGCAAAUAAAGUCUGUGCUAGAGCAUUUCAAAAGGGAGAGCCUGUGUAUCGAUGCGAGCAAUGUGGGUUUGACGACACAUGUGUCCUUUGCAUGUAUUGUUUCAACAAAAAGGACCAUGUUGACCAUGAUGUUACGAUGUAUAGAUCUCAAGGUUCCAACGGUGGUAUUUGUGAUUGUGGAGAUCCAGAAGCUUUUGUCAAUGAAUUAAAUUGCCUGUGUCAAACAUCCUCGAUUAUUCUGGAGAAUGAUUCUGAAGGAAUGAGUAAAGAUUUUCAUGAUGCUCUUUAUAACACCAUCAAAGUGGUAUUAGACUAUAUUUUGAACGUUACUAAUUUUUCAACUGAAAUGAUUCCAUAUAUUCAUGACGCUGCAAAGGGUAGUACCGAUAAAACUAAUAACUUGGCAAAUUAUGCAGCUAGCAUUUAUAAGGACGACGAUGCUCCGGACACUAUUGAUACCUGGUUUCUUAUAUUAUGGAACGAUGAAUACCAUGACUGGAAACAAACCGAAAGAGUUAUUAUGGAGGCCCUCCUUGUUAGUCCAGAAGAGGCCAACAAAAUUGCAACCGAAGUAGAUGCAAAGGGCCGUAAAAUUGUCCUUUCUGGGGUCACUUGCACCGAAUUAUUUAAAGCACAGUCUAUUCUCGAAUCUGAAGGAUUGGUUACUACUAUUACCCGUAGCUCUAGAUUUGCUAAGGAAAACUUAAUUCCAUAUUUAAUUUUAUGGCUCAAGAAUAUCACAGAACUGAGUAGUCGUAAUGGAUUCCGCGAGGCAUCCAAAGCUAUUAUUUGUGAUUUACUCUUGCAACCAAAUAUUGAAUUCACCACAACGUUUCCAAUAGAUCAAUUAGGCUACAAUGACAAAAUUAAGAAUAUAUGCUAUGAGAAUGGACUUCUAGUUGAUAAUGAAUUCCCAAAUUGUGGGCUUACACAAGUUAAGCACGAAUUUUUAAAUGGACCAGAAAAGAAGUUUAGACAUUCUGCUGUUGAUGAUAUUCUUGAAACUUCGAUUAGUAAUGAUCCAAAGAAUGUCGCUAAAUCUAGAAUUCAAUUAUUAAUGUUGUUUGAAAUGAGAUUCCCGCAUGACGUAAGAAAAAUGUUGCCAAACUUUCUUUCCACAGUCCUUGUUGCUGAUUCUUCUAAAAAGGCCAUAUUUUGCCAACAAUUGAUUCAAGUCUAUCCUAACUUACUCACGGGAUUGGGACUUGCAGAUCGUGAAGACCACUUGAACUUCUUGAAUGACAUCACAACCCAGAUAUUUACAUGCCCUGCCAGUGUUCAACAAAUCCACCAACCUACCUCCUCGAGACCCAAUGGUGGACUUGGAAAUGUGUUGGGUCCUCUCAUUAGUGUGAUUGAAGAGUUUUCUUCAAAACACAGUGAAAUACUUGGUUUCCGUAACUUUAUCCAAGAAGCUGGUAAUCCGUCAGUGGUAAGACCAAUUAAACGUGCCAUAGUAAGAGGAAUUAGAGAUAUAUCUCAUUUGGUAGACAAAAUUUCUGUUGAUGCUAAUUUGGUAUUUUCAGAGAAUAAUAUGAUAAUGCUCAUGAUCUUUUUAAGAUAUUUCCAAGGUUAUUGGCCAGUGACAAGAAAAUAUGGUGAACAUGUCGAGCACGAAAUAAUGGACUUUGUUAUUCAUGCUGAAUAUUCUAUUCCAAUAUUAACAAUCGUGAAACAUGUUGCCUCAUAUAUUGCUGAGGAUCCAAAGUUAUCUGCACAAACAGCGCAAUUGAUUUUAAAUGAUUCUUUACAAGCAACAAUUCCAAUGAAAUCUCCAGGUGUUGCCGACUUCCGAGUAAGCCGUGACCCGGUAGGUUUUAUCAAUCCAAUCAAUUCACUUUUGUCCUUCUUGGUUCAAUACCAAGGAUUUGACACUUUUGAACAGAAUUUCAGUCAACUAACCAAACCAUUUAUGUACGUUUCUGACUUUUCUUUAAGAAGUCUCGUACUAGCUUCACAAGUGAAGAUUGGUUUCUGGGUUAGAAAUGGUAUUUCUGUAUCAAGACAGACUAGUCUUUAUACUGAUAAUUUGAUGAAUGACUUAACAUACUUUCGUGACUUUCAUAUGCAACAAGUUGCUGCCAUAAUCGACGACCCACGUAAUACACUCUUCAACUUUUUAGAUAGAUGGGAAUUGCUUGAUUGGUUCUCAAAUGAAGUUACUCAUGAUCAAACAAUUUACGAUGAUCGAUUUAACUCAAUUUGUGAAGAGUUCAUUAUUUUUAUUUACAACCUUAUUACGGAUAGAAGUUACUUCCAAACGAUGUCAUCAGAGGAAAGAACAAAUCAAAGAACGAGAACUUCGAUUUGCUACAAAUUGAGUAAUGAACCUAGAGCCUAUUCCAAGCUCAAGGGGGAUGUGGAAACUGAAAUGUCUCACAAUCCAGAUUUUGAUAAAAUAUUACAUGAAUGUGCAGAUUAUCUGCCACCUACCGGGCUUACCGAUUCUGGUAUGUACCGUUUGAAGCCAGAAAUUUUCUUGAAGUUGGACCCCUUGAGUUUAUACUUGGAUAGCAAUGAAUUUCUGUCUGUUUCAGAAUCGCUUAUUACCCAAAUUUCUAAACAGAAAAAAGUAAAGGAACAUGAAGUAGUAUUGUUCCCUAAUAUCACAUUUUCUGAUAACUCCACAGUGAACGAAAAUAUUGGUCGUUUCUCAAAAACUAAGGAGUUUACAAAAUUGGUUUACAAAUUAUUCCAAGUUGCUAUUGAUACAAAUGAUGAAACAUAUGUAUCUCAACUUUUGCAUUUAGUACAUGCUAUAUUGUUAGACGAAGAGGCUAUCGGUGACGUUAACCAUCUUUCGGAACAAUUUGUGAAUAUUCCUGUGUGCAACCUAUUACUCACUUUAGUAGAAUCUACUAUGUCUAAAAAUGUUGUUACAAAAUCCGAGUACUUGUUAUCUCAACUUAUGUCAAAGGAUAAUCGUAUAGUGGAAUCUUUAAUUGACUGUUUUGGACAAGAACACGUUGAUGCAUAUAUUCAAAAGCAAACUGGGGCUUCUGAAUCUGAAGCAGACAAGAAAAAACGCCAAGCUGAAGAACGUAGAAAGAAGGUUAUGAAAAAGUUUGCUAAGCAGAGAGAAAACUUUUUGGCCCAAAAUCAAGAACUAGGUGAGACAAUGCAAGCUGAAAAACAAAAUGAAGUCAGCCUUAGAACAUGUGUUUAUUGCGGUGAAGUGGAAUCAAUUGAAAAUAUGUUUGGAUUAUUUACUACAGGAAUUUCAAACAAACUUUGGAAGCUUCCGCCAGGACAGUCAUACUCAUCCCAUUUGAGAGUUUGCUUUCAGGAUUGGGACGAUCAAAAACUUCGCAGUUCAAACAACGAAUUUGGUAAAGGAUACAUAGACAGCGAGAAUUUCGAGAUAGGACCUUCUCCGAUCUCCGUAAGUCGAACCGUUGCUGUCACUUGUGGUCAUGGGAUGCAUAUAUCUUGUUAUAAACAAUAUUGCAGACAAAUGGAAAUCACCGAUAUUCCUUGUCCACUCUGCCGUGUGAGCCAUAAUGUCUUAGUCCCAAGUCCAAUACCUCCUGAGAAUGGCGGUGGACUUUCUUUGACCGAAAUUGACCGUGCUCCAAUAUAUACAAAGUACAAUUCUAUUACACAAUCGUGUGGAACGAACAACAGCAAAGUUCUUUUCAACAGUCUUACGAGUGCAGAUGUCAAGGAUUACUCGCAAAUGUCCGAAAUGGUUCGUCAAUUCAAGGAAAAUGGUCUUGUGAUGAACAAUAUCGAUCACGCAGAAAACUUUUGUUUUAUUCAGUCCCUUUCCAGCAUCAUCGCAGAAACUAUUAGAAUGCACGAAGUCACCAGCAGAAUUAAAGGUAAUACAGGCUAUUCUGAUUUUCUUGGAUCGAUACCUUCUACUGCAAUUAGUCUUAUUAAAUCCUUGAUGCAAUAUCGUACUGGAAUGAUGGUACCACCUAAUUCAUCUUGGAAUGGCCUUCGUAUUCCUGAUUACUCCAUUAAAUACGCAAAUUUUUGGGAUGGUGAUUUGGUAUUUAGUGGGGUUUUCAGUGAAGUUAUUCUGUUGUUUUUCCAAACCGAGGAAUCUUUUCUUGCGUUGGCAAGAUUAGGAUAUAGUAAACUCUUCGCGAUAACAGUAUACUCUCUUUUGAAGAGGGUAAAGAGUGCUGGAAAUUUCUCCUUUUUACAACAGAAUGGAAAGAGGCAUUUACCCAAGGAUACGAUUAAUUCGUUGAGAGAUUUAUGCUUUACAUAUUGCGAGACUUUUGAAGGGGUUGAAAAUACGGAUUUUAUUGAAGAUUUAUAUUUCGCUAUCGAAAGAUGUAUGCUUCCGUACUUCCGUCAGUUGAUAAUAUUCAAAGACAUACUUACAUCAUCAUCUUUUGGUGACAACUCGUUUCAAUCAAUCCCUUCUCUAGAAAGCCUUGAAGAAGAAUUAUUAAAUUCCGAAUACCCGACUUCAAGCGAUAUACUUUGUCAAAAGUUAUCAUUGCCGCUUUUGAAGGAGUUGAUAUCGGGAUUGGGAAAUCGUGACAUGUCAAAACUAGGCUUGGAAAACUCAGUAUUUAAUAUAAUAAUUAAUGCGAAGAUUCCAAAACACCUUUCGGAUGGAAUUCUCUCCCUCGAUUAUCCAGGUGUGAUUAAACUUAUUGAUAUUCCCAGUGAUUUUAAUGCUUGUCUUACUAGGCCAAAGGUUAGCUUACAUGAUUUCCGUAUUUGCCUUGUGUGUGGAACCAUUUUGAAAAUGGGAAGUUCCCAAAUUCCUCACCAUAUGGGAACUUGUAGCUCCCAAACUGGUAUAUUUUUUCAUCCAAGAUUGAACCUGUUGGAUGUUUACUCGCAUUUAACCAACUUGGGUACAAUAUCUGCAAAUCUUCCAGCUCCUUAUUUAACUGAGCAUGGUGAAGUUAGGACUGGCUCUGUUGGUAAAGCGUCAUUAAACGAAAUGAGAUACCAAUAUAUAAAUAAAUUGUGGUUGAACCAAGGUUUACAUGCAUUUGUAACUCGUGCUGUGUUUAGUGGUAAUGGAAGCCAAAAUUUCAACUUCGAUCGGAUGGAUGAUGAUUUUGAUGGGAAUUCAGAGUCAGAAGAGGAUGAAGAAGAUGACAUGAUGUUCACUGAUGAAAUUGGUUGGUAG